UCGCCGACUCCUCCCGCUUCCGCUGCCGUAGCCGGUCGGAACCGAGUUGUCUCCUGUCAGCCGCUGUCCCUAUCGCCGCGAUGCCGCUGGAGAACCUGGAGGAGGAGGGUCUGCCCAAGAACCCCGACUUGCGCAUCGCGCAGCUGCGCUUCCUGCUCAGCCUGCCCGAGCACCGCGGAGACGCUGCCGUGCGCGACGAGCUGAUGGCGGCCGUCCGCGAUAACAACUUUUGGAACAGAAUCCGGCAAGAGCAAACCGAGGAUUGCCCUCCAGCCCUAGUAGAGGUUGGCAGUGCCAGGAUUGGCCCUCACGCAAACCUCCCACCAGCCUACGUUUCAUGUUUUGCCAAGUCGAUUAUUAAGCGCCAUCCCAUGCCUUCCUACAUGGCUCCUUACUAUGAAGCCUUGUGCAGAUCCCUCGACUGGCAGAUAGACAUGGACCUACUCAAUAAAAUGAAGAAGGCAAAUGAAGACGAGUUGAAGCGUUUGGAUGAGGAGCUGGAAGAUGCAGAGAAGAAUCUAGGAGAGAGCGAAAUUCGCGAUGCAAUGAUGGCAAAGGCCGAGUACCUCUGCCGGAUAGGUGACAAAGAGGGAGCUCUGACAGCCUUUCGCAAGACAUAUGACAAAACUGUGGCCCUGGGUCACCGAUUGGAUAUUGUAUUCUAUCUCCUUAGGAUUGGCUUAUUUUAUAUGGAUAAUGAUCUCAUCACACGAAACACAGAAAAGGCGAAAAGCUUAAUAGAAGAAGGAGGAGACUGGGACAGGAGAAACCGCCUAAAAGUGUAUCAGGGUCUUUAUUGUGUGGCUAUUCGUGAUUUCAAACAGGCAGCUGAACUCUUCCUUGACACUGUUUCAACAUUUACAUCCUAUGAACUCAUGGAUUAUAAAACAUUUGUGACUUACACUGUCUAUGUCAGUAUGAUUGCCUUAGAAAGACCAGAUCUCAGGGAAAAGGUCAUUAAAGGAGCAGAGAUUCUUGAAGUGUUACACAGUCUUCCAGCAGUUCGGCAGUAUCUGUUUUCACUCUAUGAAUGCCGUUACUCUGUUUUCUUCCAAUCAUUAGCGGUUGUGGAACAGGAAAUGAAAAAGGACUGGCUUUUUGCCCCUCAUUAUCGAUACUAUGUAAGAGAAAUGAGAAUUCAUGCAUACAGUCAGCUGCUGGAAUCAUACAGGUCAUUAACCCUUGGCUAUAUGGCAGAAGCAUUUGGUGUUGGUGUGGAAUUCAUUGAUCAGGAACUGUCCAGGUUUAUUGCUGCUGGGAGACUACACUGCAAAAUAGAUAAAGUGAAUGAAAUAGUAGAAACCAACAGACCUGAUAGCAAGAACUGGCAGUACCAAGAAACUAUCAAGAAAGGAGAUCUGCUACUAAACAGAGUUCAAAAACUUUCCAGAGUAAUUAAUAUGUAAAGCCAUGUAACAAAGGAUUUCCUUUAGAGAUAAUUAUUUGGAAUUUUUAUAGCUUACUUCACUAUGUGCCCAGGUCACCUGUAUAAAAUAAAUAUGCAUUGUUGUUUCUUUCCA
Molecule: messenger RNA, 1520 nt
Organism: Chlorocebus sabaeus (green monkey)
Lineage: Eukaryota; Metazoa; Chordata; Mammalia; Primates; Cercopithecidae
Source: RefSeq, a predicted model, not a curated record